Messenger RNA from Sinocyclocheilus anshuiensis, 1387 nucleotides. RefSeq names its product melatonin receptor type 1A-A. The record is from RefSeq and is a predicted model, not a curated record. Gene Ontology annotation, biological process: G protein-coupled receptor signaling pathway. The transcript has 2 exons. NCBI's taxonomy places the organism in Eukaryota, Metazoa, Chordata, Actinopteri, Cypriniformes, Cyprinidae. Gene Ontology annotation, molecular function: melatonin receptor activity. Gene Ontology annotation, cellular component: plasma membrane. The coding region runs from base 201 to 1253 and encodes 350 amino acids.
CAUUGUGAUGGGUGCACACAUAGCCAUAAAAGUGCAGACCCCGACACACGAAAGCCCCGACGAGAGAACCGAGGAAAGUUGUGCGGGGCGCGCAACUUAUCCAGACCUCACGAAGAGAUGACAUCCCACCGGAGAGACGCGCACCAACUGAACUGCACGGUUUAUUUUGUUGAGUGAGAAAAGUUUCAUGAAGAUAUACAAUGUUUAUGAAUGGGAGUUCUCUGAACAGCUCUGCACUGGACCCUAGCGAGCAAGCACUUCACCGGCCGCCCUGGGUCACUACAACUCUCGGGUGUUUCCUCAUAUUCACUAUAGUGGUGGAUAUUUUAGGAAACCUGCUGGUGAUUUUCUCCGUCUACAGAAACAAGAAACUUCGGAACGCAGGUAACAUCUUUGUGGUGAGUUUGGCGGUGGCGGACCUGGUGGUGGCCAUCUAUCCGUAUCCGCUGGUCCUGACCUCCAUAUUUCACCGUGGCUGGAACCUGGGAUACAUGCACUGCCAGAUCAGCGGAUUCCUGAUGGGCGUCAGUGUAAUCGGCUCCAUUUUCAACAUCACCGGCAUCGCAAUCAACCGCUACUGUUAUAUCUGCCACAGCCUCAAAUAUGACAAGCUCUACAGCGACAAAAACUCAGUUUGCUAUGUACUGUUAAUCUGGGCCUUGACGGUGCUUGCUAUUGUGCCCAACUUGUUCGUAGGCUCCCUGCAGUAUGAUCCACGGGUUUAUUCCUGUACGUUCGAGCAGUCGGCGAGCUCGGCAUACACGAUCGCUGUCGUCUUCUUCCAUUUCAUUCUUCCCAUCAUGAUCGUCACCUACUGUUACCUGCGAAUCUGGGUUCUGGUCAUACAGGUGCGAAGACGAGUGAAGCCCGACAAUCGUCCCAAGCUCACGCCUCACGACGUGCGAAACUUCGUAACAAUGUUUGUUGUUUUCGUACUCUUUGCCGUGUGCUGGGCACCAUUAAACUUCAUCGGGUUGGCGGUAGCGAUUUCUCCUGAGCGCGUGGUUCCUUUAAUACCUGAAUGGCUCUUUGUGGCAAGUUAUUUUAUGGCAUACUUUAACAGUUGCCUCAAUGCAAUCGUCUAUGGAGUUUUGAACCAGAACUUCCGUCGUGAGUAUAAGCGCAUCGUGGUUUCAGUAUGUACUGCCAGGAUCUUCUUUGGGGAAAGUUCUAAUGAAGCGCAAGAAAGACUCAAGAGUAAACCCUCGCCACUCAUGACCAACAACAAUCAGGUCAAAGUGGACUCUGUGUAAGCGUGAAAAGAACACAGAAAAAUCAAUCCUUGCUUGAAACUAAGCAAACUUGAUUUAGAAAAAAAAUCUGAUCACUAAUAUGUUGUUCAGGACAUGGCGCUGAAACUGUGAUUUGUUGCCUCAACACAAUCAAA